GAAGGUGUUGCACCAGUGAAAAAAACGUGGAUGUGCGUAUGUCCUUGAUGCAUCAUCACCCACAAAUGGCUCACAUACAUAAGCGUACCCUCAUCAGGCCACAGAGUGCAGGCUCUAUCAGUGUAACAAGUAAUCCUGGGACAAGUGCAGAGGGAAGUUUGUUUCCAAGUCAGCAUGGGAUCAGAAGUUAAGACAGAGAUCUUCACAGUGGCUGAGAUGGGAGAGCAGGCAGCGGAGAAAGGCACCAGCAACACACACAAGAGAAGAUGCAUCUAUGAGCAGCAUGUGCAGCCCUGCCUGGCCGAGCUGUUCGGGACCAGCCUGUUUGUGUUCGUGGGGUGUGCGUCUGUUAUAGGGAACGUGGGAACAGGUGGUGUCCUCCAGCCUGCUGUGGCACAUGGACUGGCGCUGGGAGUGCUCAUCACGGUGUUUGGGCAGAUUAGUGGGGGACACUUUAACCCUGCGGUGUCUCUGAGCGUCUACCUGUGUGGAGGGAUGAAGCUGCUUCUGCUGGUUCCUUACAUCGUGGCUCAGAUGUUGGGAGGGAUGAUUGGAGCUGGUUUGGCCAAGGCAAUGUGCCCCACUAACUCGUAUGAUGGUGCCCUCGGAGGAGCCUUUACUCCCAGCAUCAGUGAUCUGGGUAAAACCACGCUGGCGGAGGUGGUGAUGACCCUGUUCCUCACCACAGUGGUGUGCAUGGGGGCCAUCAACAGACAAACCCGCUCACCUUUGGCUCCUUUCUGUAUCGGCCUCACCGUGACAGCCAACAUAUUUGCUGGAGGGAUGGUGUCCGGAGCCUGUAUGAACCCAGCCCGAGCCUUCGGUCCUGCAGUCGUUGCCAGUCAUUGGGAACAUCACUGGAUCUACUGGGUUGGACCGACCUGUGGAGCACUGCUCACUGUCAGCUUCAUCAGGUUGUUGUUUGGUGACCAGAAGACUCGUGUUGUGCUACAGUGAAUGUCUAAAAGAGAGAGAGAGUGAGAGGACAUCCCAACUGACUUGAAGGCAGCUUUUCUUGGUUGGAUAUCCAUACAUUUCUCUAACCAUUAGACUGUAAUAUUUAAAUUUGUCUGCAAAAUGUGUGCAAAUAUAUUUGUCCUUGAAUCGGCCAUAAAUGUUGGCACCAACUCAGUGACAUGUUUGUAUUUUAAGAUUCAAUUAAGUGUUUUAUGAUGUGAUAGGGAUUUGAUUAGCACUCUUAACUUGGAUUCUUCAUAUAUGAUGGCGGCUGGCAAAAGGUUCAGAGACAUUUGAUCAUAAAUUCUCGACAUACAAUUUCAUACAAAUGAUCACACUUUAUGUUAUCUAUUUACAGUCUUUUUGUGCUCAUUGUUUGGAUCAAAGUCCUGAAUGGAAAACCAUGCUUUGAUAGCUUUAUUACUUAAAAGAUGAUGCAAGGACAGGCCACUGCAAUGUACAAUAAAGCUAGAUUAGAAUCAUAAAAUGGUGCCCUUCGAUCAACUCAAAUAUUGUAAGAAGUUACACUCAAAAAUAGAGGAAUUCCAAAAUUACACACAGAGAGUGCAUCCAGAAAAAUGGAUGGUGCUGGUUGCAAUGAUGAUGAAGAUGCCAACCUAACCACAAGGCAAACAAUUACACACAGAAACUACCUAUGACAUUUUUAGCUGCAUUAAACAUGAUGAUAAUGUACAUGCAGAGAUGGAUAAAAACAUAAAUGUACAUGAAUAACUAAAUAAAAAUUCUGCAAUAAGAAUAAAACACACAUUUAAAUUAAUGAAUGAAUUAGGGGAAGAACCAACAUGAAAUAAGGUGUUGGGUUUGGAUGAACACCGUUCUCACAAAGGACAUUCUCUCAUUUGGUGUCUGCUGGAAAAAAGUCACCAGAUCCUUUAAAUAAAACCACAAUAUUAAAGUGUAUAAAUAUCAAAAACUAAAAAACUCAUCAUUCAGAAAAAUGUUUCUUUAGGUGGAGUUGUAUGAUACAUACUGUACUGAUGCAUUAAUGUGUCAAUGGGCUUGUAUUUGGUUGAGAAUUUCAGCUGCUUUAUAUACAGUUUAAUUAAUUAAGCUGUUUAUGUGUAGAAUUAUCCCACUGAAACAGGCAAAAUAAUCAGUCUGUGCAAAAAAUAUUUCAAAGUGUUUCAAACUGUUUUUUAACUUAAAUCAAUUUGUUAAACAGUUGUUGAAAGAAGCAUCUGUAGCUUGUAACAACAACAAUAUCAACCUGCACCAUUACAAGCUCCAUUCAAAAGGUUUCUCAGGCAGGUAGUGCCUGAGAAUGCAGGAAAGCAGUGCACAACAAAAGUUUGUAUUCAUUUUCUAAACUUUUCUCUAACCUCUGUAUAAUACUGGAAAAUGCACUUGGAAAAUCUUCUUAGUUAUUUGACAAUCUCAGUCUGAUGUGAUCUAACUUCCAUCGGUGCAGCAUGAACAUAACACACUCAGGUGUGUAGAGUGUUUGAAGGCACUGACCUAUAAUAGUGUAAAGUCUUUGGUCAAAGUCUGUCUUAUCUAUAUAGGCUACUGUCUGUUGCUCUAGGUAUACCUGUGCAUCCAAAUAAAACAAUCAUGGUGAUGGAUAAAUGGUACAUCUUAACCCCA
Molecule: messenger RNA, 2562 nt
Organism: Lates calcarifer (barramundi perch)
Lineage: Eukaryota; Metazoa; Chordata; Actinopteri; Centropomidae
Gene: aqp8a.1
Product: aquaporin 8a, tandem duplicate 1
Exons: 5
Coding region: 175-957 (260 amino acids)
Biological process (GO): transmembrane transport
Cellular component (GO): plasma membrane
Molecular function (GO): water channel activity
Source: RefSeq, a predicted model, not a curated record